Cicer arietinum (chickpea) is the source of this 1475-nucleotide messenger RNA. RefSeq lists its product as uncharacterized. Lineage: Eukaryota; Viridiplantae; Streptophyta; Magnoliopsida; Fabales; Fabaceae. The record is from RefSeq and is a predicted model, not a curated record.
AGCCAAAUCGCACCGCAACACACUUCCGGUAAAAGCAAAAGCUAAAUGCCUGGUCAUGUAGAAAACCCCUAAUAUAAAUUUUUCAAAACUUAAACAACGCAACGGCUCCUCAGAUUUCAAUUUGAAUUGAAUUUGCAUAUUUUUGAGUUGUGACCCUCGCGUCCCUUUAUUUUUACUGUACCACUCUCAGUCUCAGGCCUCUGCGACAUCGUAACCACUGAUUUUGAACCUUUCAUUUUCAGCAACAAUAACAAUAACAAUGUCUCUUCCUCCUGAAAUCGACAAUUUUAUCAAGCAAUCCAUCGAUCACUGUCUAGGGCUUCCGAUUUCUUCUGAAACCCUCGACAUCAAGCUUCGUGCUUCCAAAGAAUCUGAACAGAAACUCCUCGAUCAGAAUAUUUCACUUCUCCAAAAGUUAAAGGAAAAAGACGAACUCAUCGAAACAUCUAAGAAUGAAGCGUGUGCGAGUGCGCUAACGCUAAAGAAAUUCGUUGAGGAGAAUCAGAAAUUGGCGGCGGAGUGUGAGAGUCUGGUGGCGCAUUGUCAAAAAUUGGAAAAGGAAUGUGCGCUUUAUGAUAAUGACAGGGAAGCGUUGAUGGAUUUUGGGAAUGAAGCUGACGAACGUGCGAAGGAGGCUUAUAUAAGAGUUGAAGAGUUGGAACGCGACUUGAUCAUGUAUGAGAUGAAAUUGAAAAAAUGCCAGCAAGAGGAUGAAUCGGUUGAUUCUUCUUCGGCAAGCACAGUUGGGGAGGAGAGUUUGCUUGACUCCCUUUUGGCAACAGUUGCUAGUAAAGAUGAUUCUUCUACGUAUGAAUUCUUGGACGCAAAUAGAGAAAAUGAGCACUGUAAGAAGUUGCUGUCAAUGUGGAACUGCUUACAGCAAUCAACUCGGAGAGUUUUGUCUCUUGUUGCUGAAUUGAUGUCUCUAGAAAAGGAUAAAGAGCAUCUAAGGAUUAACCUUGACAGAGCUGAAGAGGAGGGAAAACUACUGUUUGAUGAAAAUAGCAUAUUGGAAAAGGAGAACAAAAGGUUAGCGAUGAAAUGCAAGGAAAGGAGUCGUCCAGUUUCUGGUGGGAAACUUACCAACAGUACAUCAGCCCAGUCAAACAAGAGAAAGUCUAGUCCCAAGACAAGUAGCCCAAUGGCAAAGAAGAUUGAUUUUGAUAAUUCAGAUUCAGCUUCACCUAGACAACCAUUGUCACCCUUGCAAAGUAACUCCCCAGACUGUCGUCAACAUUGUCUAGAUUCAGCUUCACCUUGACAACCAUUUUCAUUAUUGAUAUUGGUGAUGUUUCAAAGUGAUCUAUUGAACUGUUUACAAAGAUAAUAUGGAAAAUAAGGCUAAUUGACUUGAAAGUAACUUAUUUCUUGAUAGUAGUGUAUUUGUGAAUAUAGUUUGACACAGUUACCAUUUUCUUCAUUUGUUGAAGUUGGUUUGAUUCUUGAAAAAUAGUGGGGUGUUAUGUGCCUGAAAA